GUAAAAAUUAACACAUUUUAUUUCUUUACGAAGUUUUGUAUGACUGACCUUAGGUGUUAGAACAAUUACCUAAUAAAAAGUGAUAAUUUAGUUUAUUUUUAAUCGUGGCUGUACAUGUUUCCACGUGAAUAGAAUUGUUCCUUUGAAUUACGUUGUGGUGUGAGUUUUUGACGGAGGCCAUCUUUGCAAUCUUCUAUCAAAGGUCCUUGGCUCACCGAAUCGUUGUCUGGUGAGAAACCAGUAUCAUACACAUUCAUUAUAUCAAAUGGCUUUAAAAAGAAUUAAUAAGGAAUUACAAGAUCUCGGUAGAGACCCUCCAGCACAAUGUUCAGCAGGACCUGUUGGAGAUGAUUUAUUUCACUGGCAAGCUACAAUUAUGGGACCACCAGACAGUCCGUACCAAGGAGGGGUAUUUUUUUUAACAAUUCACUUUCCAACAGAUUAUCCGUUCAAGCCUCCAAAAGUGGCAUUCACAACUAGAAUUUAUCAUCCAAACAUAAACAGUAAUGGUAGCAUUUGUCUUGAUAUUCUCCGUUCACAGUGGUCUCCUGCACUUACUAUUUCAAAAGUAUUGCUAUCAAUUUGUUCGUUAUUGUGUGAUCCAAAUCCAGACGAUCCCCUGGUGCCAGAGAUCGCUAGGAUAUACAAAACAGACCGGGAGAAGUACAACGAGCUGGCUCGGGAAUGGACCCGCAAGUAUGCCAUGUGAUGCCCCGGCCCUUCACCUCCCGCCACACCCACACUUAGAAUCAAACGAUUUAUUAUUUAAUUCAACAAGAAACAACAACUACUACAACUACAGCAGCAACAACAAAAGCAAAAAAAAGGCAUUAGCAGCAGCAGCAACGUCAACUGUUUCAAAUAAUAACAAUAAUAAUUUUUCAUAAAUUUGUAAUAAUAAUAGUAAAACGAUUGGAAGGACGCGCAUGCGCCGCCGCCAUCUUACGAUGAUGAAUUGAUUCUUCGACUGUCCUUGUCGUCGCCAUUAUUGGUUUUUUUUUUCUUCCGCAACUGUACAUUCGCUUUCGUUCGUUUGUUGGGUUUGUUCCUCUGUCGCCACCGUACACAACAGUCUCCCCCGCCUCCUCGAGCACACCACCACAACCACCAGCAGCAGCAGCAGUAAGCAAGCACCUGACGAUGUUGAUGCUAGUGUUUUGAUUUUCUUAAAAUAUUAUUAUUGUUGUUCCUUUUUUUUCUUGAAAAAAAAAAAACAAACAAAAAAGUCAAUCGACAUCAUCCAUCAAGAUAAUUGUAACUAAGAUUAUUAUUAUUAUUGGAUAUAUCCUAUUUUUUAUUUAAUAUAUAACUGUGGUUGUAAAACGGACUGUCUUCUGUGGUUGGUUGGUACAUACAUAGCGUCCAUCGUGUCGUCGUGGUACAAAAACCUCCCCGUUCAAUAAUGAAUGAUAAUAAUAAUUUGCCGUUGUUGCGAUCUCCUCUCUAUCGGUCUUUGUUGUUUUCUGGGGAGGGCGGCGGGUCCAAGCGCUCGCUCGUACUCCCCCGCCCGUUUGCGCGCGUAUCUGUGCUGCUGUGCGCGCGCCCGCCCGCCCGCGGCGUUACACCGACCGCCCUGCCCCUUCCAAAAAAAUAAUAAAAUGUGUGCGCGUGACACUAAAAAAAAACACACAAACAAACACACGCAUACACACCUGUAUGUAUGUAACUUUAACUGUUAGAUAAAUUAAAUUUAUAGGUCUUGUGGUUCAGCUUAGGUGUAUUAUAUAAUAAAACUUAUCAUUCUAAUUAUUAUGCUGGUGUUUCUUAGCAUGUUGCCACAUAUAUAUUUAUAUAUGUACGUACUACGAUUAUGCGGGAGGGUGGGAAUUGGGAAAAGGUUUGCUUGCUUCUCCACCUGUCCCGAUUCUCUCCCUUCUUUUUUCUUUUUCACUUCCCCCCCGUCCUUUUUCAUGAUCCUCUUCUAUUACGAUGCGAAUGCGCGGCGCCGUGCGGCCACAGUCCGCGUCCAGACUGUUCUCUUUCCUUCUUUUUUUUUCUCUCUCAACUGUUACUAGGAGUUGCAUUACUUUAUUCAUGUGUGUGUUGAAUUUUUAUUUAGUUAGUGAAUUUUAUGAGAAAUAUUGAAUAAAAAUCUAACUUUUUGAAAACUCAUAGUGGAAGUUAUUUUGUCGUCGGGCGCGAUUUAAUAUAUAUAUAUUAGUCGUUGUUGACUGUCUUCGAACGUAAUCAAAAAACGUAAUGUAGCAACAAAUGGCAGUGAUUUCUUUUGUUUCCUUUGUUGCUUCUAAAAAAAAAUUGAAAGUUAAAACAGUAGAACCAAAUGACAGCAUAUUGUGACAGUCAGUUUGAUCCAUACGGGGUAUUUAUACAUACAUAAAUAUAAAAUGUACUUUCAGUUUUCUUAUCCAUACAAUUUAAAUUCGCUUGUAAAUAUGCUAACGAUAAUAAAUUAGCUAGAAUUCUAGAAAAGUAUCUCUUAUCAACAACUACCCUCGUAAUACAUUAGAAUAGUACUACAUGCAACGCGUUAGAGGUGAAAAUUUUAAAUAGAAUCUCACUUUUUGGUUUUGUGUUGAUUCUACAAGUGAAUAGUGAAUGCUAUUAGUUAUUUCGUUUCGUCAUAGUCAUUGAUAGUAAUGAUGAAGUCGUUUGUAUUUUUGCCAAAUUUUGGCUUAUUUUUAUAACUUCAAGUGUUGGAGGGGCGCCAAAAGUAAAAGUGAAUCAAUUUAUUUUUAAAGCAUUGAACAAGUGAUGGAUUAUUGAAAAAAAAUAUUGGUCAUUGGCAAUUGGUACUGUACAUUUGUUACGACAAAUUGGUGCUUAAAAUGAUGUUUUAAUAUAGUCUUUAUUUCUCUUAUCAACAAAAAGUAAUUUUCUUAGUCUCCACCGCAAAUUCGUUAUUUUUAUAUUUUAUCAUAGUUAUUUAAACUGAAUGCAUAUUUUGUGCUAAUCAUUUCAAAGUUACUUUAUUUUGAACGUUGUAGGAACUAGUCUGUUAUUAAAUUAUAUUAAUCGUUGACUAUCAUAAAAACAGGCUCUUAUGUUACAUUUAAUAAAUAUAAAAUUAUAUAGGUGACUUUCUAAUUUCUAAUUGUUCCUAUUACUACGAAAACAGAUAGAAUUCUAGAGGAAGGCAUACAAGACAGAUUUCCAGGAUUUUUAAAGUGUUAUGUAUCCUUUUUAAAUGCACCGGUAGAAUAAUAUUUUAAAAUAUUCCAUGAAAUUUGGAAAAAUGCCUCAAGUAAUAGCUUAUUAUUUUCUCUUGUUAUUCAUAGGGUAUUUGUUAUUAUAAUAACGUUAGGUAAUCUAUUUAAUCCAAAAAAAAAAGUCCACAAAGUACCCACAUUGUAAUCUAUUUAAUUCGAAAAAGUCCACAAAGUACCUACAUUUUCUUUAAUUAGUACGAAAUGGGUAUUUGUAAAAUUAAAAUUAACUGAAGUAAAAGAAGUAGCAGGGAAAUAUUAAAUGGUUAUAAGGGGCUGUGUUGUAUUUAAAAUUGUGUAAUUUGUGGACGCCUUGUAUCUACACAUAGUACACACAUUAUUCUGUAAUGUUUUUACUUGUGAAUUUUUAUACGUAAAUAUAAUAGUGAGGAAACAGUG
Molecule: messenger RNA, 3563 nt
Organism: Agrilus planipennis (emerald ash borer)
Lineage: Eukaryota; Metazoa; Arthropoda; Insecta; Coleoptera; Buprestidae
Gene: eff
Product: ubiquitin-conjugating enzyme E2-17 kDa
Exons: 5
Coding region: 266-709 (147 amino acids)
Biological process (GO): ubiquitin-dependent protein catabolic process; protein polyubiquitination
Cellular component (GO): nucleus
Molecular function (GO): ubiquitin conjugating enzyme activity
Source: RefSeq, a predicted model, not a curated record